UAUGUGAUGUUAUCUGGUGAACUGGUCUUUCUGUUGAAAUCAUGUGAGCACAUUGUGCAUGUGUGUUUCCAAAGAUAAAUCACGACAAACCGAGAUUAAUACUUCUGCAUUCCAUCGAAGUGUGGUACAAAAUCGAUUAAUUUGAUUAUAAUUAAUUUUUUAAUUGGUUCAUCCAUAUCAUAAGCACAAAAACUUUCCAAGUUGGUAUGUGUUUCAAUUCACGCACUGUCAUGCAAUGGUGUUUUUACUCAGUUUAAGAACAACUUUCCAAAGCCACCACAGUCGUUUUCACAAAUUUUUCCCGUAUUUAUUUAAAUCCCAAUCAUCUAUUCCAAUCCCCCUGAACAAGAAUCAACGCUGCACUUCCUCAGCAUUAUCGUUCCGAAAUUUUUCUUCUGGUCGCAUCAUGUCAAGUCAAGAAAAUCUUAUUUUGAAGGGAAAGCUCGAUCACUACAAUGGCAUGACCAUUGACUGUGAUUCAGUGCCUGAAGAGGGACUUCCAUUCGCCCAACGACUGGAAGAGUCAUUGAAAAAGUGGGCAGCAGAAAAUGUGCGAGGAGUAUGGUUUCAUGUAAGCACCAAGCGCGCUGACUGGAUUCCAGUUUUAGUGAAGAAUGGUUUUAAUUUUCAUCACGCAUCCAUAGAUACUUCAACUCUGACACUCUGUCGCUGGCUGCCUCAAAAUGCAGCAUCACACAUUCCAGUGUAUGCACACACUAUGGUUGGAAUAGGAGCGGUUGUUGUUAAUGAAGAAAAUGAAGUUUUAACAGUGAAGGAGAAAUAUGGUCAAAGAAUACAGUGGAAGCUCCCUGGAGGCUAUGUUGAACCUGGUGAAGAUUUAGCUGAUGCUGUUGUGAGAGAAGUAAUGGAAGAAACGCACAUUGAAACAAAAUUCGUCUCCCUCUUAUCUUUACGACACAUGCAUCAAGCAAAAUUUGGUUGCUCAGACUUCUACUUCAUUGCCCAUCUUGUUCCUCUAUCCAAAGACAUUAAAAAAUGUGAUCGAGAAAUUGAGGACUGCGUCUGGAUGAAGAUUGAUGAAUAUUUAAACCAUCCGGAGGUACACAUCAAUAACAAGUUUUUCGUGCAGAAGUAUGUAGAAAACAAGAAGAAUAACGUAGCGUUUAUCGGUAAAAAAUCGCACCAUCCUGUAACGAAGAAGGAGCAAUACAUUUUUGCAAUUGAGUCAACGCAAUGAAAGCCACUGAGAGGCUUGCAAAGGAUUUGAUCUGGUCGGUCAGAGUUUUUCAAACAUCCCAGAGACCUGUCAAUGUAGCCUUAAUUGUAUUUAAUUUUUUAAUUGCAAGAAAUCAUUAAAAAGGUAUUAAGGUAGCAUUACAAAACCGAAAUAUUUUUGUUUCAGAAAAAACACUUAUAUUUUUAUUAAUUUCCUGUCCUAAGUUACCAAAAUAAUACUAAGGGUUAAAAAACUGGGUCCAGAAGUUUUAUUUUAGUUAUAAUUUUUUAAAUGUGUACAUCCGGCUAGUGACAAAAAAACAAUAGACCAAUAGACAGGGUAAAAAAUUAAGAAUCACAAUGUGUGUUACCUCUUCAAAAUUUUACAAACUAUAUGAUGGACGUAUUGAGACUUUCCAAAGUCAACUUAAAAGCUAGAAAAUAAUGGUUUUUGUCUAUGUCAACUCAGACAUCUCGUUUGCAGGUAAACCACUCAAGUUGAAUCAAGCACUGAUUUGAUUUCUGUAAGGAAGGAGUUUCUUGCGCGCUAACUUUUUUUCUUUUGAAAGAUUGAAGGUAUCUUGUAUCAGAAAAAGGAGAAAAUGCCUGUGAAACCAAGCUCUAGUUAUUUGCCCGAUGUACAAAGUGAUUUCACUGCGCAGUUUGGCACACAUUGCCUAUGGUUUUUUUUUUUUUUACAGUGAGGCACCGAUGUCUAUUUCUCUUUUACGAGUUAAAUUCAGAAUUUUUCAGUAUGUUUAAGUGUUCUAAGUUAAAUUUUGUUGAGAAAACAUGUACUGUAGUGCUCAAAUGUUUACCCUGCCAAGUAGUCCAUUUUUUAUUCGAAAAUUCUGAAGGUUCUGUGGAAGAUCAUGAAUCAUCUCAUUGAAAGUUUUUCUUUUCAAACUAAUUCCAAACAAAAAAUGUUAAGUACUGCAAUACUGUACAAUAAUUAUUGAAUCUGUUUUUACAACUAUCUAGCAUGAAAAACAAUCGAUAAUAUUUCCAAAUGUAAAGAUUUAUUAAAUGAUUCAAGUGUAACAGAAUGAAAUUUUGACUUUUACGGUCUCAUCUCUUAAGGUAAAAUUGAUUCUAAUGCAAUAAAAUGCAUAGAAGAGGAUACAAAGAGAGAAAAAUGUAUGUAUUAAAUUAGGAAAUUGCGGAGUAAAACUUGUUGCAAGAUUAUGCUCUCUGAUUGCAGAUUCAUGUGUAUAAAGUUAGGUUUUGGAUAUGAAUUUUUGCUUGAAGGUUACUCUUUUUUUUGGGUGCUGCAUUUUAGAUACACCGACAUUAGAACUAAUACUAAUCAAUAUUAACUGUUAGAUUCUUGUUAAAGCUUGCCACGAGUUGACAAGUGGCUGUUGCAUUAGGAGAUUUCUGGAUAAUUAUAAUUAGUUGCAGGAGCUGGCACCUUUUUCAGAGAGGAAGUGCAGGUUAUGAAAGUUUAAAAAAUUGUUACUGCUUAAGAGUCGAGAUUUUUCAGUGUGUAAUUCAAUGUUUUAAAUUCAUGUUUUGGGAUUCAUAAUUUAGUCUGCUGACAAACUUUACAAUUAGCCUUGUCAUAAUUUUUCAAGGCCUCUCACUGCGGGAGAAGCCAAUUGUAUUUGUCCCAGUUGCAUUAUUUUUAAGACAAUCAACAACUGUAACAUUUUUACAUUACGCUGAAAUGCUUUUUAAGGUUUAAACAUGGUAAUUGCAGAUGGAAAGAAUGCAAAGGUUUUUUUCAAGCACACUGCAUUUGUUCAAAUGUGAUAUUGAUUUUAAGAUUUAAAUUAAACUUUCAUAGAAGUUUUAA
This is a messenger RNA of Bemisia tabaci, 2971 nucleotides long. RefSeq lists its product as uncharacterized. The record is from RefSeq and is a predicted model, not a curated record. Gene Ontology annotation, molecular function: NADH pyrophosphatase activity; NAD binding; ADP-ribose diphosphatase activity. Lineage: Eukaryota; Metazoa; Arthropoda; Insecta; Hemiptera; Aleyrodidae.